GCAGCAUGGCCACACAGCAUUGGAAUGGAACCAAAGGCUCACCAUAGUUAAUCAUAUUACACGAGCAAUUGCUUUCAUCCACGGACAAUAUCCUCCAUACGAGAAGAAGAUGAAGAUGGACGUACAUGGGAGCAUUAGGCCAUGCAAUGUCAUGGUGAACAUGGACUUCUCGGCCUGCUUGUCGGAUUACGGAUUCACCCAAUUGGCGCAGCCGGUAGAAAGUUCAAACACAUGGCAGCUGAUGAAGUCGCCCAGCUGGCAACUGGAAAAUAGUUUCUGUGAUGAACUGAGUCAGAAGAGUGACAUUUACAAUUUUGGGGUGAUACUGCUGGACAUAUUGGCAGAACCAAUGGGUUUGGGAAUGACAAGAGGCAUAAAUGAAAAGCAAUCAAACAUGAAAUUAGAAGGUGGUUUGGAGUUUUUUGAGUUUCCAGUGAAGGAAGGGAAAGAGAGGAGGCAAGUGUCAAUGGUUUUGCAUAUUGCUUUGGCAUGUACAAGUGCCAAACCAGAGGCUAGGCCUUCAAUAGAGGAGAUAGCUUUUAAUAUCUCGAAGAUAUUGUAAGUAGUGGUAACUAGACUUUAAUGAAAGUAGAAAAGUCCUUGUUUGUGUACAAGGGAUCGAUGUAAUUACCCAAGCAAA
Messenger RNA from Malus domestica (apple), 640 nucleotides. RefSeq names its product probable inactive receptor kinase At3g08680. NCBI's taxonomy places the organism in Eukaryota, Viridiplantae, Streptophyta, Magnoliopsida, Rosales, Rosaceae. Gene Ontology annotation, biological process: protein phosphorylation. Gene Ontology annotation, molecular function: ATP binding; protein kinase activity. The record is from RefSeq and is a predicted model, not a curated record.